Molecule: messenger RNA, 3063 nt
Organism: Chenopodium quinoa (quinoa)
Lineage: Eukaryota; Viridiplantae; Streptophyta; Magnoliopsida; Caryophyllales; Amaranthaceae
Product: protein SCARECROW-like
Exons: 2
Coding region: 164-2782 (872 amino acids)
Biological process (GO): asymmetric cell division; radial pattern formation; regulation of DNA-templated transcription
Cellular component (GO): nucleus
Molecular function (GO): DNA-binding transcription factor activity; sequence-specific DNA binding
Source: RefSeq, a predicted model, not a curated record
GUACAAGAAUCAAGAGAAAGGUAAAGAGAAUUCCCAUGUUAAGGAUGCCAAAUAAAAAGAGUCUAAGAAAAACGGCGACAAUGAGAAGACAUCCAUUUCUAUUACAUUUAAAUCUAAUCUAAUCUCUCUCAAAAUACAACCACUCUCUGAAUUCCUCUUCUGUAUGGCUGCUUCUUCUACCUUCUUUCCUGAGCCUAAUAUCCUCUUCAACCCCUCUUUUUUGUUCUCUUCUUAUAAUGUAAAUAACAACAACUACUUCUUCAAUAAUAAUAAUAAUAAUAAUAAUCUUAAUCAUUUUCAUUCUUCUUCUUCGACUUCAACUUCAACUUCUCCACCUUCAAACAACUACUCCGCUUUUCUUUCUAAUUCUCCUCAACUUAUGUCAUCUACGAAUAAUAACAGUCAUAGUAGUAAUCAAGCUAAUCUUGGUUGUGAUUCUUCUAAGAUGGUUCGAAAGCGAACCGCUUCCGAAAUGGAACGCCCUUCUUCUAACCCCAUUGAAAUUUCUGAUCAUCGCUUGAUUUCGCGACAACUACCCAACCAACAACACCACCAACCGUCAUUGCAUCAGCAGCAGUUUACGCCCGUCAACGACUCCGCUGUGUUUAACCCAACCGAUGGUUCGGGGUCGUUGACGGAUCAACAGCAGCCUCUUGUUUGUGGGUUUUCUGGGUUACCUUUGUUUCCUCCUGAACGGCCUAGUAGUGAUAAUAAUAAUACUACCAACAGAAGUAGUAUGAGUAUGAGUAGUUUUUCGGUUUCGGGUUCGGGUUCAGUUGUGGCGGGUUCAAUGGAGGAUCCAGGGUGGAUUGAUGGGAUAAUUAAGGAUUUGAUUCAGAGUUCGAAUUCAAUCUCUAUACCACAGUUAAUUCAGAAUGUCAGAGAGAUUAUUUACCCUUGUAACCCUAACCUUGGUGCUGUUAUUGAGUUUAGGCUCCGCUCUUUGACGGACCCACUCAUUGCUCCACCGCUUCAACCUCCGCAACAACAACAACAGCAACAACUUCCUCCUCCGCCUCAUCAUCAUGUUGUUUCUCAUUAUCAGAAGAAUCAUAAUCAGUAUCAUCAACAACAAUCCGGGUUUUCAAGGGUUAAUAAUAGUGGUAAUAAUAAUAAUAACAAUAAUAUGAACACUAGUAGUGUUUCUAGUCAACCUGGGUUGCAUAAUAAGGCUUAUUACAACUUGAGCGAUAUUGAGUAUUACUCUUCUCUUGGUGGUGGUGAUUAUUACUCUUCUCUUGGUGGUGGUGCUCUUGAGUGUGGUGGUAAUAUUGGCUGGGGUGGCGCUCCCCCUCCGCUUCCGAGACCACCCCAACAACCGAUAAAUGAGGGUUGUGUUGGUGGUGGAAAUAGUGGAAACUCGAACCAGAACCAAAGCCAAAGCCAAAGCCCAAGCCCUCACCAGCCUAAGACAACGACAACUCAGGCUGGUGAGGGAAUCCUGGAUCAGAAUCCCGAGAAUUUUCCAAAUAAUUCUCGGGAUUCUGAUCCGGCCGUGGGGUCGUCAUCAGCAGCAAAGGUGGGGACUAUGGAGGAGUCCCCACCUGUUGCUGCGACCCCACCAACUCCCACGCCUCCGCCAUCGCAACAAGUCACCACGGUGGCAAAGGCGAGAGAGAGGGAGGAGUUCAGGCAACGACAAAGAGACGAGGAGGGGCUACACCUCCUCACACUCCUACUCCAAUGCGCCGAAGCUGUCUCGGCAGACAAAUUUGAGGAUGCUAAUAAAAUGCUUGUAGAAAUCUCCGAAUGGGCCACCCCAUUCGGAACCUCGGCACAGCGUGUGGCCGCCUACUUCUCCGAAGCGAUGUCGGCCCGCCUCGUUAGCUCUUGCCUUGGCAUCCACACUGCUUUGCCUACAAUUCCACAUUACCAAAAACUAGUUUCAGCCUUCCAAGUGUUCAAUGGAAUUAGCCCCUUUGUCAAAUUUUCACAUUUUACAGCUAACCAAGCAAUCCAAGAAGCCUUCCAAAGAGAAGAGCGUGUUCACAUUAUUGAUCUUGAUAUCAUGCAGGGCCUACAAUGGCCCGGCCUUUUCCACAUUCUUGCUUCCCGGCCCGGCGGGCCUCCAUUUGUUAGGCUUACCGGGCUCGGUACCUCGAUGGAGGCCCUUGAGGCAACCGGGAAGCGGUUAUCUGACUUCGCCGAGAAAUUGGGGUUGCCUUUCGAGUUCAUACCGGUGGCCGAGAAGGUAGGGAACUUAGACUUGGAGAGAUUGCAUGUUAGUAAGAGGGAGGCUGUUGCUGUGCAUUGGUUGCAGCAUUCUUUGUAUGAUGUUACUGGGUCUGAUACCAACACUCUUUAUCUAUUGCAAAGAUUGGCACCAAAGGUUGUGACAGUGGUCGAGCAAGACCUAAGCCGAACAGGUUCCUUCCUAGGGAGAUUCGUCGAGGCAAUCCACUACUACUCAGCCCUCUUCGAUUCCUUAGGAGCUAGUUAUGGGGAAGACAGCGAGGAGAGGCAUGUGGUGGAGCAGCAACUGCUCUCAAGGGAGAUCCGUAAUGUUCUAGCAGUGGGUGGGCCAUCUAGGAGUGGAGAGCCAAAGUUCGCGAGUUGGAGAGAAAAAAUGCAGCAGUCCGGGUUUAGAGGGAUCUCCUUAGCCGGCAAUGCUGCUGCUCAGGCUACCUUGCUUCUCGGCAUGUUCCCUUCUGAUGGAUACACUUUGGUGGAAGACAGUGGUACCCUUAAGCUCGGGUGGAAGGACCUUUGUUUACUUACUGCUUCAGCAUGGAGGCCUUCCCAUGCUCAUACAAUGAGUACUGUCUGUACAAGGAGCCAGUAACUCCUUUACAUACAACCAAAUCAUGAAACCACGGCUACACACGUGGUACGAUGGGGUUAGACCAUUAGAAGGAUCUUUCUUGUAACAUACAGGUUUGGGGUUAGGACUCGAAGAUGUCGAGAUCAUAGUUAUAGCUUUUUUUCACCAAGUCAUGUCGUUAGCUAGUUUUGUUUGGUAAAAUGGACUUUAAAGAGCUUAUAUGCUUGCUUACAUCGAAUGUAUUAUGCUUUUUGACGUUAAACGUUUGCUUGAUAUAUAGUCCUUCCAUUUUUAAUGUCAAA